Messenger RNA from Metarhizium acridum CQMa 102, 834 nucleotides. RefSeq lists its product as uncharacterized. The record is from RefSeq and is a predicted model, not a curated record. Gene Ontology annotation, molecular function: hydrolase activity. NCBI's taxonomy places the organism in Eukaryota, Fungi, Ascomycota, Sordariomycetes, Hypocreales, Clavicipitaceae.
AUGGCAACGAUCCAAAUCAUUUCCGAUCUUCACUUGGAAGAACACGAGGACUACGACCGUUUCAAAAUUGAGCCAAGGACAAAAUAUCUCGCAUUACUAGGCGACAUUGGCAACGUCGACCUGCAACGGAACAAAUGCCUCGGGUUUCUGCGCGAGCAACUCUGCAAGUUCCGCAUUGUCUUCUUUGUUCCCGGAGUCGAAGAAGUAUACGGCUCAAGCUGGGGGAAGGUUACUGAGAUCCUCGAGGAAUUUGAACAGCAAACCAGACAAGACGGCACCCUCUUUGGCGAAUUCGUCUUGUUGAACAAGAGAGCGUUCCAGAUUCCGAAAACAAGUACAUUCAUCCUGGGUUGCAGUUUAUUCUCCAGCGUCCAGUAUAGGAGCGAUGGUCAUCCGAGGGAGGGCUUGAAUCAACCUUCGAGAAUCAAGUACUGGAACACCAGUGACCAUCAUAGGGCGCAUGUGAGCGACCUGGAGUGGCUCAAUGAGAUGGUGGCCUCGGUGGCGGAAGAGUCGGGCCACGAUUCUGGGUUCAAGAUUGCAAUCUUUACUCACUGGAGCCCAUCGAGGGACGAGAGGGCGGUUGAUCAGCUGUUUGAGGACGAGUCGUAUAAGUGCGGGUUCUCGACGGACUUGUCCCAGGAGGAGUGUUAUUUGAACAGAGGCGUGGUCUUGUGGGCGUUUGGCCAUACGCACUACAACUGCGACUUUUUCGCAGACAGGAGGCCAGAUGCGCUCGGAGUCGUGCCGCCGAUUCGCAUUUUGACAAAUCAGCGAGGAUACAGUGUCGAACCGGCCGUGGGGUUCGACGGGGACAAGACGGUUGAGAUCUGA